GUCUUUGAGUUCUGUAGUCCGAAUUCUGAGUUAGGACGCGAUGGCAGAACGGUUACGGCUAUUCUUCGCUCUACUCUUGGGGGUAAGCGUCGCGAUAAACGUAGACGCUCUUCAGGACCCCAGGACGCGAAAUCAAAAAAUUCUGCUGCCCGUCCGUUCUAAUGGAGAUGCUGCUACGAUUAUUGAUUUUCAACCGAUUCGAGUAAGUCGGCAAGUUGACCCAACUCUCAAGAAUGCUCAAAAGAUUGCCGUACGGAAACGACAGCUUCCGAUUGGCCAGCCGGCGCCACAAGCUCUUAUUGAACAUCUCACGCGAACCAACGACGCAUCGUUUUUGUUGCCUACGACGGGGGCAACAGGAAAAAUCCACGCGAAUGGCAUCGCGGCUCUGUCGAGUCCAGAAAACUCGUUGGGUGCUAAUCUGGAGCUGAAGAUUGGUCAGGAGCCUUUGGCUUCCGAUCGUAUUACUUUCGUAACGCCAUCGAUUGUCGUUCCUCAAGAGGCACAAAAGAGACAUCAUGCAGGAUCGCAUGGUCAUGGUCAUCAUCAUCAUGGACAUGGCCAUCAUGGUCACCAUAAUCAUGGACAUCAUCACGGUCACGAACAUCAGCACGGACAUCAUCAUGAUCAUGCCGAGAAGCACAGUCAUCAUGAAGACCAUAAUCACAAACAUGGACAUCAACAUGAUGAAGGUCACAAACAUCAGGAAGACCAUCAUCACAAACACGGGCAUGAUCAUAAGCAUGGUCACAAUCAUCACGAGGAUCACAAGCAUAGCGAGGAUCAUCAUCACAAACACGGUCAUGACCAUAAGCACGGGCAUGACCACAGCCAUGAGCAUAAACACGGUCAUGACCACAAACAUCACGGUGAACAUAAACAUGAGCAUGGACACGAACAUCAUUCGAAACAUGAACAUCACGAGGAGCACAAACAUCAUGGCGAGCACCAUCAUCAUCACAAACAUGCGCAUCACAAUGAGCACCAUCAUCACCACGACCAUCAUCAUAUCAACGAGCAUCACCAUCACCAUACACACAAGGAAACCGAGACCCAUCAUCAUCAUCACGGCCAUGAUCACAAGGAGGAUCAUAAGCAUGAGCAUAAGGAAGACCAUGCUCAUCACCAUGGACACGAACAUACGCACGGACACAAAGAGGAACACAAGCAUGGUCAUCACGAAGAUCAUCACCAUGGACACGACCACGGUCACAAGCACGGACAUCACGAAGAACACAAGCAUGAUCAUCACGAGGAUCAUCAUCACAAACAUGGACACGAUCACAAGCACGGUCACGAGGAAUCUCAUCAUCAUGGGCACCACGAAGAUCACAAACACGAUCAUCACGAAGAACAUGAUCACAAGCAUGGUCACGAACACAAGCAUGAUCACAAAGAAGAUCAUCACCACGGGCACAAUGAAGAGCAUCAUCAUUCUCACAGCGAAGAUCACAAGCAUGAUCAUCAUCAAGACCACAAGCACGGACACGAUCAUCACGAGGCUCACAAACAUGGUCACGAACAUAAGCACGGUCACAAGCACGACGAACAUCACAAACAUAAGGAAGAUCACCAUCACAAGCACGGCCACGAUCACAAACAUGGACACGAGCAUCAUGAAGAGCAUAAGCAUAGCGAAGAUCAUCAUCACAAACACGGACAUGACCAUCAUCACAAACAUCACGAAUCUCAUAAGCAUUCCGUUCACGAGGGUCAUUCUCACGGGCAUCACAGUCAUCAUGGUCAUCAUGGACAUCACAGUCAUCAUUUUGGCGCAUCACAAAAGCACGAACAGUUUGUUUUCCCAGAAGAGAGCGCUCCAUUGGGAACUGCGGCAAUUAUUGUUACCGCUGCGCCUGCUACCACUAUCGAUGAUACCAGCCGCCUCUCGUUUGAACUUGGUGAUGAUGCCGAUGCUGAUGUUGAUGCUGAUGCUGAUGCGGAUGACAAUGUUGGAAUCAUUUCCGGUAUCCAAGAUGGUCAGACUGAAAAAAGCGAAAUUUCAAGGAUUGAUAUUCCUGGCGGAGCAUCCGUCAUACAAAUCUAAACAUCGUCUGACCAAUUGCCUGGUAAAUCUCCUCGGUUGGAUAGAGAUUAGUUGAGUCUUGCAUUACUCAACAAGGAUCGAGGCUUCCAACAUGGUAGCCGUUAAGCCUAUAAAUUUCCAGAAGUAACCUCUGGAGGAUGCUUCGCAGUCCGUAACGUCUUUUAUUUUUUAUGUGACAUUAUACGCAAUCAACUAGUCGUUUAUACCGGCAGUCCUAUAAAACCGAUACCAAGAUCGUGGAAUUGGACAGAUGAAAGAAAUUCAGAUCACAGAAGGACUCAAGUAAUUUCUAUUAAUUAAGGAAAAAAGUAUUAUUUUUGUUCAUAUACUUUAAU
Cephus cinctus (wheat stem sawfly) is the source of this 2382-nucleotide messenger RNA. Its product is annotated as sarcoplasmic reticulum histidine-rich calcium-binding protein-like. The coding region runs from base 41 to 2047 and encodes 668 amino acids. The transcript has 3 exons. Lineage: Eukaryota; Metazoa; Arthropoda; Insecta; Hymenoptera; Cephidae. The record is from RefSeq and is a predicted model, not a curated record.